CUUCCUCUGUAUCAUCACAGUUUAAAUGUACAACUACAAUCAAUGUUUUUGUAGCGCAACAAAUUUGGUAUUUAAACAAGUAUGUUUUUAGAAAUACUCAAGUGAAAAAUACGCCCUGCCGGCUUAGGACGUGUGGCACCUGUGUGGUUUCUUACCGGAAGUUAAUAGAGAACGGACUGCUCGAUUUAUGGAGUUUCGACGAACGUAUUUGUUGUGAGAGUUUCUCUCCGAGGCGGUUUGAGCAAAAUGGGACACUUGAGAGCGUUUGUGAGCACAACACUGGUGUUCCUGAUAUUCGAGUCGUGUCUGGUGUGCUGCGACAUAACAGACGGGAACACAGAACAUCUGAAGAGGGAGCACUCGUUAAUGAAACCGUACCAGGGUGUUGGCAGCAGCCCUACAAGUCAGUGGGAUUUCUGGGGAAGCACUUUGGUGACGAGCUCGUAUGUUCGACUCACUCCGGAUGAGAGGAGCAAGCAGGGGUCCAUCUGGAACACAGUGCCAUGUCACCUGAAAGACUGGGAGAUGCACGUGCAGUUUAAAGUUCACGGGUCGGGAAAAAAGAAUCUCCACGGCGACGGCAUCGCUAUCUGGUACACAAAGGACAGGCUGCAUCCAGGCCCUGUGUUUGGAAACCAGGAUCAGUUUGUUGGCCUGGCUGUUUUUUUGGAUACCUUCCGCAAUGACCUCCAUGGAAUGGAUCGCUCCUUCCCCUUCAUCUCUGCAAUGGUCAACAACGGCUCGGUGAGUUACGACCACGGCAAGGACGGCCGGUCGUCAGAGCUGGGAGGCUGCUCGGCCGAGAUCAGGAACCGGGAGCAUGACACGUACCUCGCCAUCCGCUACUCCAAAGGAAGACUCACCGUGAUGGUCGAUGUGGAUGACAAGAAUGAGUGGAAGGAGUGCAUCGACAUCGGAGGAGUUCGUCUUCCCACCGGAUAUUUCUUUGGAGCCUCAGCAGCUACGGGAGAUCUUUCUGAUAACCACGACAUCAUCUCCAUGAAGCUGUACCAGCUGAUGGUGGAGCACACGCCCGAGGAGGAGAACUUGGACUGGACCAAGAUCGAGCCCAGCGUCAGCCUCCUCAAGUCCCCAAAAGACAACAUUGACGAUCCCACCGGAAACUUCCGCGGGACGCCCCUCACCGGCUGGAAGGUCUUCCUGCUGCUGCUGUGCGCCCUGCUGGGCAUCGUGGUGUGCGCCGUGGUGGGAGCCGUGGUCUUCCAGAAGAGACAGGAGAGGAACAAGAGGUUUUACUGAGGACGGACGAGACGAGCUGCGUGCUGGACUGUGAAUUCUUUUCUAAAGAUUGUACAAAUUGUUUAUACGUUUGAAGCACUGCGUUGGAGGAAGUUGCGGUAACUCGUGUGUGAUCGAUGCUGUUCCUGUCCUCCGUGUCUCUGUGAGCACAAGUAGACUUACUGUCUUCAGAUAGUUGGUGAAACUGGAGUCUGCAGCCUUUUCAGCUUUUCUCUGCUGCACCAGGUGGUAUUUUAGAUUUUUGUUUUCUUCUUUCCGGCUUGUUUUGUGCGUUUGUUCACUGGAAGAGGACAUUCGCUGCUCACACGGUCACGCGUCGCGUCGUGUCUGCUGAUUUGACCUUCACUUUGUUCUGACUUUCAGAAGAUAACAUUUUCAGUUUCGAGUUCCCUCACGCCGUGUACACACUGAAGGAACCACGAUGGAAGCGUACUCAUGCGUACAGCAGUACUGAGUACUUCAUGAUCCUGCAGUUUGUCUUCUUGUCUGAUUUUGAUUUGGUCUCCUGUCAGUCCUGUUCUGUUUUUUGUCUUUUGUGAUGACAGAGUUUUGUUGUUGUAGCUGCUUUCUUUGGACUCCUCAGCCAUGCUAACGCUUUGUCCUCCUCCCAGUUCCUCGGUUCAGUUCAGACGGGUACCAGGAUAAGGUUUUCACUCAGCCUGAAACUGACGACUGUUUAAUCAGGUGUCGUUCUCACAUCAUUGAAGCCAGAGAUUGUCAGAAAUCUUAGAAAAUAUGACAGUUUCCCAAAGCCCAAGUCGACACUGUAUAUGCAAACUGUUUAACUAACACAUUAAAACUCCUCAGAUCUGAGUUAGUCAGCUGAUUGACUUUCAUCCUUCCAAAAACUGUGGCACCACGUCUGCCAAUCCUCUAACGCUUUGUUUAAUUACACAGAAAUAUUUCGCAGCACGUGGCAGAGGAUGAAAAGCUUUACCAUCUGACAGGAUGUCGAAGUCCAAGCUUCUGGCUUUUCCCUGCAGGCUCUUGUGAGCUGCAGUUUGAGCUUUGCAUCCUGAACAUAACGUUCAGUGCGUUUUUCUUUUGGCUCAACAAAACUAAAUUGUGGUAAAAACUUGUGAUCAACUUUAGUGCUGUGGUAUAAUGAAUAUUGGAGUGAAACGGGUGUGAUAAAUGAAUGCAGUGAAUCAUGAAGCUCUUUCAGAUUCCAGAAGAGAUGUUGGACUGUCUGAAGGCCCACGAACACCGACAGCCCUGACUUUAACUUCUCUAAAUGUUGUGUCUCUCCAUAAUGGAUCAGUAAUGACAACGUAAGGAGUUGAUAACACACGUGUACUUAACUGCAGGUUGUCCUUAUUAUUUUAAUUUCUAAGUUUUAUCUCCUGUCCCAUGUUCUCGAAACUGUUCUGUUUAUUUCUGCCACGUCAGUCAGUUUUGUGAUGAGACUUGAAACAGCUUCUCUCAUCAGAGAUGAUGUAUUAAAGUGAAAAACUGUUUGACUGUGAA
Molecule: messenger RNA, 2727 nt
Organism: Scatophagus argus
Lineage: Eukaryota; Metazoa; Chordata; Actinopteri; Scatophagidae
Gene: lman2
Product: lectin, mannose-binding 2
Exons: 8
Coding region: 247-1260 (337 amino acids)
Biological process (GO): Golgi organization; endoplasmic reticulum organization; endoplasmic reticulum to Golgi vesicle-mediated transport
Cellular component (GO): Golgi membrane; endoplasmic reticulum membrane; endoplasmic reticulum-Golgi intermediate compartment
Molecular function (GO): D-mannose binding
Source: RefSeq, a predicted model, not a curated record